Molecule: messenger RNA, 4636 nt
Organism: Musca domestica (house fly)
Lineage: Eukaryota; Metazoa; Arthropoda; Insecta; Diptera; Muscidae
Gene: Cap-G
Product: condensin complex subunit 3
Exons: 11
Coding region: 139-4485 (1448 amino acids)
Biological process (GO): mitotic chromosome condensation
Cellular component (GO): cytoplasm; condensin complex; condensed chromosome
Source: RefSeq, a predicted model, not a curated record
UCUUAUGUUAUUUAAAACUAAAAGGUAACAUAAACAGAAAAAGUAAGCGUCAUUUAUAGCGUCGCACCUUGGUAGGAUAUCGUCAAGAAACAAUCAGAAAUCACAGAAAGAAAUUAAAAUUAAACUAUCUUUGUGAGAAUGGGCCGAAAACGAAAAGUUCCUUUAGCUGCAGGCGAAGAAAAAGAGAACGAGCUUCAAAGUACUAGCACAUCCACGCACAACACAUCAUUAAUUAACAAUGGGCCAAUAUAUACCAUUAUGUCUAAAAUACAACUUAAUGAAACAUAUCACAAGAAAUAUAUAAAGGAACUCCGACAAAUUUACGGAAAAAUGGACCACGAUGCGUUCAUUUACACAUUUAUAAAAAUGAUCAAAUCGGCCAUGGUUGCAGAUGAAACUAAUGAAUUCGCUCAUACAACCCUCUUAUUUUGCGCAAAAUUUGUUGGUUCCUUUGAGGGAGAUGAAACACACCCGCUAUUGGCUGAUACGUGUCGGUGGCUGUUGACUACUAUUUCUAAUAAUCCACAUGUACGGUUCCGACUGUGUCAGUUUGUUAAUAUGAUAUUGAAUGCGUUGGGACAGGAAGCGACAUUGGACGAUGUUAUAUGUGAUAAUAUCUUGGAGUAUAUGGUUGGUCGAUUGGUAGAUGUUGCACCCAGUGUACGUGUUCAAGCAAUACUCGCUAUGCAGCGUUUGCAAGUCCCAGACAAUCCAGACGAUCCUGUGUUACGUUCAUAUCAAUAUCAUUUGUGCUCUGAUCCAUCACCUCGAGUUAGGCAAGCGGUUAUUACAUGUAUGGGACGGAAUUAUCACACAAUUCCCUAUAUUUUGGAUCGUUUAUGGGAUAUAGAUGAUAAAGUGAGACGACAUACGUAUUUACACAUGAGUAGUUUUCCAGUCCGAUCAUAUAAGGUCUCACAACGUCUAAUGUUACUGGAACAAGGAUUGAAUGAUCGCAAUGAAUCAGUCCGAAAAGUAGUAACUACUAUUAUGUUGCAGCAGUGGAUUGAAUCGUAUCAAAAAGACAUAGUGGGAUUGAUUGGUGCCCUGAAAUUAGACUCAAAUGAGAAUGAAUUGAAUCGUUUCCGUAGAAUUGGAAAACAAGCCCUAAGCGAAAUUUUUAAGAGGCAGACCAAAGAGGAGCUUGUUGUUUGUCUUCCUUUAGAAACUGAAGGUGAAUUCUACCGCUGCGUACCUCACGAUAACCUUAACAUUGAAACCGCAUUCUAUUGGCAAUGCCUAACAGAGCACCUCUAUAACGAGAUGGCAGAAGAAAUAGACCUCAUAAUACCAGAAUUAAGCGUAUUCUGUUCCUAUAUAGACGCUUAUUGCAGAACCCGAAAACGUGAAAUGGAUAAGUUCGAAGCAAUGGAAUUUCAGUACAUUUUACUUUCACUAAUGGAAAUACUACAUAUGUUUGACUUGGGUGAUGAAAUUGGAAGGGGUAACUUGCAGAAUCUCUUGGAGAAUUUGUUGAAGAACUACAGCUUGGACGAGAAAGUAGUCGAGAUCAUCGUAAAAUGCGCAGAAAACCUUAUGACUAAUCAGGAUACUCGUCAUCAGUUCUUUUUAGAUAUCAUCAAUGACAUAUGUGGUUUAAGUGCUAAGCAACAGGAUUUAGUGCAUGAUCGAAAUCUUAUAAGCGAAUUGCUGGCCAACUCUACUGAUGCUGCUUUAAACCUUAAAUUGUCAUCAUUGAAAGUUAAAAUAUUAGAUUUAGAAGAACAAGAAAUGAACUACGUUCAAAUGAAGGAUUAUGUCCGAGCACAACAAAUAAUUGAAAUCAAAAAUACAGUAACUGAAGAGUUUACAAAUUUACUUCGCCCGUUGUUAGAUAAGCGCAAUGGGGAAUACGGUAACGAAAUUCGGCCACAAUUUUCGAAAGUUGUGAAAAAUGAAUGUAUUUUAAGAAGCCUGCAAAUAACAUAUUACAUGGUGGUUUCCAAACGUGUCCAAUCGCUGGGUCACGCAACUUGUCGCCUCUAUAACGACUUCAUAUUCAGGAACAUAGCUUCUAAUCAAAUAGCUAUUCGCGAUUGGGCGCUAAAGUGUGGGGCUGCUUUUAGUAUGUUGUACGAACCUCUGGCUAAGGACGUUUUUGAUGAGUUAUAUGCUCAGUUCUUCAAAAAUCAUAAUAUUCGCAUAUGGGAAACCGCAAUUUCUUGCAUAUUCGAACUUUUGGAUCGUUAUGGUGUAGAUAACUUUGUAGUUCAAGAAGAACAAAACAAAUCUAAAAAAACUGGGCGGCAGUUGUACAACACUCUGGAAUUUAUUGAUGCUGAUGAAGAUACCGUACAUUCUGCAACAUUGGGCCAAGGUGUCGGUGUUAUUUACAUGAUGUCUCACUUUUUGGAUACUUGCGAUGAUAUGUGUAUAGUAAGAGCUAUUAUUGAUGGUUUCUGCAGAUUAGUGUUGCAUGGUCAUAUUGAUAAUCGUGACAUAAUGGAAAAGUUACUAAUUCGCUAUUUUAAUCCAGCCACUGAACCACAAAUAAAUCAAAUACUGAGUGUAUUUCUUGAGAAUCUUAUACAAAAUAGAAAGCAACGGCUGUUGCAACCGUGUAUAAUAACUACAGUUAAUUCCGUGCUGUCAGCUCCAUAUGAUAGUCCUCUACAUGAUAUACGCCCUGAGACAAUUACCCAUUUCAUCAUAGACACAACUCGCCCUGAGGCACUUUCCGCAGGACCAACCAAGGAAAACUCACACAAUGCUUUAGCCUUAACAUUCUUGACAGAAAUGGUAAAUAAUCCGAACAAUAAAGAACUCUGUAAAUUACUGGCAAAGGACUUGCUAAGCCUCGAUGUAAAUUUAUCAAGCGACGAACAACUUAAAAAUGAGAUGAAAGAUCUAGCUGAUAAAGUUAUUCAGAAUAAAUUUGAUCCAAAAACAGUAAAGAAUGUUAUUGAUUUCAAAGAUCUUCUAGACGGUGUAUUUAAUCCUCAUCCAAAACGAUUGGAUGUGGACUUAGUUUCCGAUGACGAGGAGGAAGGCACAAUCGAUUCUUAUGUUGAUGAUAAUAUUUCGGAUAAGCAAAAACAUUGCGAAACUGUUGUGGACGGCUUCACGGAAAACCAAGCGUCAGAAGAAAACAAUGAUACACUAACGGAUGUUCCCGUUUCAACCUCAGCAAUUAAUAUUACAACUACAUUUGGAAGUGAAAAUCGCACCGUACACAAUCUUCUUCGAAGAUCAAGACAGUCGCGUAAUGAUUCAGUUGAUAGUACUCAGUUAACAUUUAAUGAAAAUGAAACGAGACCAAACAAAAUUCGAAUUGAAGCACGUAUUGACUCUGAUAAAAAAGUAGGGGAAUCUUUGUCCAGAAAAUCUGAUCGUUCAAAUACUUGUGUUCGUCGAAAUCUCCGUUACAAUAAAAAAUCAAACAAUGUCAACAAACAAAAAGAACCAGAGACAAUCAUAGAAAUGAUUUUGACAAGUCCAGUUAAACUACCGCCAGUGACAAGCCAGCGCACCACUACUACUAUGGAGAAGCAGACAACGGAGAAAAUCUCCCAAAGUCUACUGAGUGCAAAAAAUUCAAAAUCGUUGACCGUAAAGCAGGCGGAAGACAAACGAGAAAAAGAAACAACUGGUGCCGAGUCCGCUAUGACUUCAGUAUCACAAACUCAUGAAGAAAUAAUUGUGUCAGUUGCCACAGAAUUAAUGGAGUCAACGGAAGAUUUGCACACAUCAGAUGUAAUACCUGCCUCGCCAACUGCCACAUGUUUAGAAAAAACAAUUCGCUUACGAGUUACAGAUUCCGUACGUUCGAUGCGCAGUCGUACUAACCGCAAUGAUUCACAAAGUAAUGGAAAAGUCGUGGAUUCUACUCCCUUGCGAAAUGGACGAAAAAGAGUAUUGCGAAAAUCCCCGGUACGUAAGACAUCGGCCGCUUCUGUGAACUUAUCGUCGCCUUUGCGAAAACAACCCUGCGUUAAAAUAGACACAUCGAAGUCAAUUGCAACAAAAACGCCAGCAAAUAAAGCCAACGAAAUUAUUGUUCAAAAUGAAACAACUCUUAUUGACCCAAAUGCUGGUGUUAGUCCUGCUUCGGACAAAGAAAACAAAAACAAUGAAGUGAGUUUGAAAUCAAGCGUUGAUUAUGUAACCCCAAGGCAUAAACGAGAAACCGGACCAACGAUAAAAACGGCGGAGGAGCAAAAACAAGGUCCAUUUGUUACAACCAGAAAUUCUGCAAAGAAACAGCUUAUUUCGAAAAUGAUUAUCACGAGAAAACGUUACUCUCAAGAAAACCUUACUUUGCUAAGUCCUGUGCAUAAGCCACAAGCGUAUAAAAGCCGCAUCCCCGUAAGCCGACAGCAUCCAGAUAUAAAAAAUUUCGUACCCACCUCAACACCUACAACGGCAGUAAAAAAGGCGUUUGCAAAAGGCCAGAGCUCACGCACGAAACGAUCGAACUUGUCUCUGGCUAUGAACCGUUUGCCGAGAAAACCAUCUUCAAAAAUGUCUAAAUCAACAAUUGCCUGACGUAAAUAAUGAUUUGUAUCGUUAAAAUUUAGUUUUAUACAUUCUAUAAAUAUAUCAAUAUUUUAGAUUGAUUGAGAUUAACUUCUAAAUAUUGUUAUAUCAAUACAUUUUUAAUAAAAAUUGAGUCAUGUAUGUAAUGUAGCACGAACAA